Molecule: messenger RNA, 2217 nt
Organism: Penicillium expansum
Lineage: Eukaryota; Fungi; Ascomycota; Eurotiomycetes; Eurotiales; Aspergillaceae
Product: putative MFS transporter
Exons: 3
Coding region: 1-2217 (738 amino acids)
Biological process (GO): transmembrane transport
Molecular function (GO): transmembrane transporter activity
Source: RefSeq, a predicted model, not a curated record
AUGACAUCACCAACAGAAGACCGUUCUGCUACAAUGGAGGGAAACACCGGGGUAGAUCCUGUCUCGCAGCAGCCAGCUGCUUCGCGCUGGAGACGAGUCUUUGGAGGAAAGUCCAAAGAAGAUCCCGAGUCUAGCGAGGAUCAGACUUAUCGCGCCAAAUCGACAUUAGGAAUUCUAAGUGAUAGAGAGACCGACGAAGUUCCUGGAACGGUACUUCUCUUAUCGUCAAAUCGCAAUGAACCCUUGGGAAUGAGACAUCAGCCCCAUCGGACUUCGACAUCAUCUAUAAGCUCAUCUUAUCGUCCGUCGCGAUCUAAUUCUCGAACCCGGUCGGCGAUUCCAACGCAGAAGAGAACGGCGGAUGGACAAUUUGUGCUUGAUCCCCAACCAGACGACUCCGUGAAUGACCCUCUGAACUGGCCUGUGUGGCAACGAGACACCGCAUUGGUCUCGCUGGGCUUCUACUGUUUGAUGGGAGGCGGCAUGACCCCCAUUUUGGCAGCUGGCUUCAACAAGGUUGCAGCUGCGUACGAUGUCAGCACGCAACAGGUUGCUUUCACCACCGGGUUCUAUAUGUUAGGCUUAGGCCUAGGAUCUGUCGUGAUGUCGCCCACAGCCAUUCUAUACGGGAAACGACCGGUUUAUCUCUUGGGAGCCACCCUGUUCGUGAUCUCGGCAAUUUGGUGUGCAGCGUCACCAAACUACCCAAGUCUUGUGGUCGCUCGUAUUUUCCAAGGAUUUGCUGUGAGCCCAGUCGAGUGUCUUCCAUCUGCGACAAUUGCAGAGAUCUACUUUUUGCACGAAAGAGCCUAUCGAGUGGGGAUAUACACACUCUUGCUACUAGGCGGAAAGAAUCUGAUUCCCCUAGUGAGUGCCGCCAUCAUCCAAGGCUUGAGCUGGCGCUGGGUAUUCUGGAUUGUUGCCAUGAUUGUAGGCAUGUGUCUAGUCUUGCUGUUUUUCUUCGUGCCCGAAACAUUUUGGGAUCGCACACCCCGUCCUCGUGUGCACAAACAUAAGCGUCCUAGUCGAGGUGUCUCUGAUCUUGUUUCCCAUGGCUUCCGUGGGCGGCGCCCGUAUGUCCAGCCUCUGGAAGAGUCCACCGAACAGGCCGAUUUAGAUCCAGCAUUGGCACCGAAAAAAUCCAAGCAUGCGCAUGUUGGAUUCGCGGAUGACCACCCAGAACACGGAGACCAGGCAGUCGAGACUGAAAAGUCCCAUUUCGUUUCCGAGGCCGGCAAUGCUACCGAUGGUGACCGAACCACCACUCAACCGCCCACAGCUAAUGAGAAAGACGAUGACUUCCUCCAACCACUACCUCACGUUCUUGUGCCUGGCGCACACCCAGAUGACCUGGAGACAGCUCGAUUUGCCGCCAUAUCACCCGCGAGGACUGAGUCACUAGAGCCUGCUGGGACAUCGCUGCCCACAACCCUACAAUACACAAACCGACUCCGCGAACGCCCGAAGAUCCCCUAUUCCCAGUUACUUCGAGUCUGGAACGGGCGAAUCGCACAGGACAGCUGGUAUCGAGUCGCCGUGCGCCCAUUUGUCCUAUUCGCCUAUCCAGCCGUGCUCUGGUCAACAGUAGUAUACUCACUAUCGGUGGGCUGGCUGAUCGUGCUUUCGGAGUCGGUUGCACACAUAUUCGAGAGCAAAGCUCACUACAAUUUUACUGCGCUGCAGACAGGUCUGAUCUACAUAUCGCCGUUUGUUGGCGGUCUCCUGGGAACCGCAGUGGCGGGCAAAGUAUCAGACAUCAUCACGCGGUUUAUGACCAUACGAAAUGGAGGCAUCUACGAGCCUGAAUUCCGUCUGGUCAUGGCAAUUCCUAUCGCGUUGUCUACCGUCAUUGGUCUGAUGGCUUUCGGGUGGAGUGCUGAGAUCGGUGACUCUUGGAUUGUCCCGACUAUUUUCUUUGGUUUGAUAUCGUUCGGUUGCUGCUUGGGGAGCACAACAGCUAUCACUUUUUGUGUGGACAGCUAUCGCCAGUAUGCUGGCGAGGCGCUAGUGACACUAAACUUUAGCAAGAAUAUCCUCCACGGAUUGGUUUUCUCUCUUUUCAUCGUCGACUGGCUCGAUGCCGAUGGCUCGCGCACUGUGUUCCUGUCUAUCGGGGGUAUACAGCUUUUCUUCAUGCUCAUGUCGAUUCCGAUGUACAUUUACGGCAAACGAGCUCGCAUGUGGACAGUGCGCAAGCGGCUUAUGGAACGCCUUUGA